Spirometra erinaceieuropaei is the source of this 333-nucleotide messenger RNA. The record is from the annotation of a GenBank genome assembly. Lineage: Eukaryota; Metazoa; Platyhelminthes; Cestoda; Diphyllobothriidea; Diphyllobothriidae.
AUGGCCAACCGUGACUGCUGGGCAAAGAUUGCGAAGGGCGAGCCCAUCGACGAGUCUUUGAUGCGCCUUCCUGACGAUAGCGACGGUGGCCCACCCUUCCGCGAUCGCAUGAUCCAGCUGCUCUCUUCCUCCUCCGCUACUGCCGCCGUCACCUCAAGAGGUGGCCAACAGCCUAAAAUGUCCUCCAAGACUCCCCCCUCCAAAGCACUGGAGAUUACUGGAACGGCGUCCACGGCAUCGGCCUCACCAGUCGGGACCACGGUUGGCGGAAGAGCUCCAAGCGCCGAUUCGGAGGCACCACCACAGCCGGCGGCGACGGCGGCGCUACAGUAG